Messenger RNA from Ilex paraguariensis (yerba mate), 1315 nucleotides. The record is from the annotation of a GenBank genome assembly. Lineage: Eukaryota; Viridiplantae; Streptophyta; Magnoliopsida; Aquifoliales; Aquifoliaceae.
AAAACCAGAAGCGCCAUGCCAACGGAAAUGCCCAUCACAUCCCAGUCUUGUACAAAGACGAUACCACCUAUAUCACUAAGCGAUCAUCACCACCCAUAAUUAAAAAACCUCCAAUUUGUUUUGUCAACUUGGUAUAGAUUUGAUCGACCAGCGAUUGUAUAAGGCCAACAACCCAAAUGCUCCAACUCCGAUUCUUACAAGCCUCUCUCUCUCCAAAACCCCACCUAACUUUUCCUCUCAUCUCUUCUUCUGGGUCAUUGAGAAUAUCACAAACAAAGCUCAGAUCGCAAAUGGGGUCUUACACGACGUCGUCUCAACAACCCUCAAAGCUGCUGUUCCGUCAGCUCUUCGAGAAGGAGUCAGCGACCUAUACUUACCUUCUUGCCGAUGCUUCUCACCCUGAAAAACUCGCCCUGUUGGUUGACCCUGUAGAUAAGACAGUAGACAGAGAUCUUGCUCUUGUUAAAGAUCUGGGCUUGAAGCUUAUAUAUGCGAUAAACACCCAUGUACAUGCAGACCAUGUAACUGGGACUGGCCUAAUUAAGACUAAAGUUCCUGGUGUGAAAUCUAUCAUUUCCAAAGCAAGUGACGCAAAAGCUGAUCUUGUGGUUGAACCUGGUGAUAAAAUCUGCUUUGGUGAUCUUUUUCUGGAGGUUCGUGCUACCCCUGGUCAUACAUUAGGUUGUGUUACUUAUGUUACAGGAGAUGGACCAAGUCAGCCUCAGCCAAGGAUGGCUUUCACGGGUGAUGCUCUAUUAAUACGCGGAUGUGGGAGGACAGACUUCCAGGGUGGAAGUUCACAGCAACUAUAUAAGUCGGUGCAUUCACAGAUCUUUACUUUACCCAAGGACACAUUGGUGUAUCCUGCUCAUGACUACAAAGGUUUCACUGUUAGUACUGUGGGAGAGGAGAUGCUGUUUAAUGCUCGCUUGACAAAAGAUGAGGAGGCAUUCAAGAACAUCAUGGCAAAUUUGAACUUGUCAUAUCCAAAGAUGAUGGAUGUUGCAGUCCCCGCUAACAUGGUUUGUGGGUUGCAAGAAGUGGAGUCGAAACCCUGCUAAUGCUAUGGCAGGUCAAGCUAUGCAUUGUAGUUGUCGUUGUUCUUUUUAAUAAUGGUGUGACUGAUGAAACUGGGUUUUGGUUUGAUAAAAUUUUCUAAUAAUGGUCCAAUAGAAAAGGCUUUCCGGUUGAUCCAUUUGUAAAACUAUCCAUUCCUUACAUGGGCGUGGUUGUAUUUCUACUUACUGUGUAGAUGUAAUAACAGGUAUCUGAUAGUUUACGGUACACUGCGAGAAAAUGGAAUUUCUCCCGUUGA